ACUCAGCCUCUCACCCUUGAAUAUGCACUGUCAUUUUGCUGUGUUUCCAAACCCUUCGAAGUGAACAACAAGAUCAAGGUUCCUCAUGACGCAGAGGAGCUGGUGGGAAAAGCCGUGGAGCAUCUGUUUGAGAAGGAGGACGGAGAGAAGAACGAAUGGAGGGGGAUGGUCCUGUCCCGAGCGCCCAUCAUGACCAACUGGUACUACAUCACAUAUGAGAAGGACCCCGUGCUCUACAUGUACCAGCUCUGGGACGACUACAAAGACGGAGACCUCCGGAUUUUACCUGAAGCGGGUAAAUAA
Messenger RNA from Sinocyclocheilus grahami, 303 nucleotides. Its product is annotated as spindlin-W-like. NCBI's taxonomy places the organism in Eukaryota, Metazoa, Chordata, Actinopteri, Cypriniformes, Cyprinidae. Gene Ontology annotation, biological process: gamete generation. The transcript has a single exon. The annotation marks the transcript as partial. The record is from RefSeq and is a predicted model, not a curated record.